CACCCUGGAGAAACCUCACUAUAACCAGAUUUGGCAGGUGCCGCUCUCCUCCCCUCCCCUCCCCUCAGAGGCGCGGGGGUUGGGAGGGCAGUUGCGGGAAAAGGCGUAGGCGCGCUUCUCAUUGCGCAUCCUCGGGCUGGCUCCUUGUUUCUGGGCUGCCGGCGGUUCGGUCUGCGGCAGGCGGGCGAUCAUGGCGCUGAGCAAUUUCCUCUUCGCGCAAUGCAUCUGCUACUUUCUCGCCUUUCUUUUCAGCUUCAUCGUGGUGGUGCCGCUAUCGGAGAACAGCAACGACUUCCACGGCCGCUGCCUGCUCUUCACCGAGGGCAUGUGGCUCAACGCCAACCUGACGGCCGAGCGGCAGCGCUUCACCGUUCAGGAGUGGGGACCCGAGUCCGCCUGCCGCUUCAGCCUCUUCGCCGGCCUUCUCUCCCUUCUUCUCGCCGCAGUGCAGGCGUGGAGGACCCUCUUUUUCCUUUGCAAAGGCCACGAGGACUCUUUCUUUUAUGCUUUCCUGAAUCUUCUGAUUAGCGCCUUCGUGGUUUUUGUCAUCUUUAUUGCCAGCACUAUCGUGACUGUUGGAUUUAACAUGUGGUGUGAAGCUAUUACUGAGAAGGGAAGCAUGCCAAAUAGCUGUGAAGAAUUACAAGAUAUAGAUCUUGAGCUGAAUUUAGAAAACUCAUCAUUCUAUGACCAGUUUGCCAUCACACAGUUUGGCCUCUGGGCUGCCUGGCUGACUUGGCUAGGAAUUACAAUAUUGGCCUUUUUGAAGGUUUAUCAUAAUUAUCGGCAGGAGGACCUCUUGGAUAGUCUGAUUCAUGAGAAGGAAUUUUUGUUGGGACGAUCUUCAUCACGAACUUCUUUUCAGGAAGAGAAAAGUGGCAUAAUCUAAUAUCCAAUAAGCCUCAGUGCAUAGCAGAUUAUAGGUUGCAUAUUAUGGGCCUUAACUGGAGGUAAAGAUAGAAAUUGAAUUGGCAUGCCUAGAAAACCUUUAAGAAAGAAACAGAAUCUGGAAUUUAGCAUUCUGUUAAAUAGAUAUUGUCCAUAGAAUAUCCCUGUUAAAAUUUAUUUAUUUAUUUAUGAGACUUAUAUACCACUUUAAGUGCAAGCACUCUCUAAGCGGUGUACACCA
Crotalus tigris (Tiger rattlesnake) is the source of this 1129-nucleotide messenger RNA. It is a transcript of the gene TMEM179, whose product is annotated as transmembrane protein 179. The coding region runs from base 191 to 889 and encodes 232 amino acids. The transcript is spliced from 4 exons. The record is from RefSeq and is a predicted model, not a curated record. Lineage: Eukaryota; Metazoa; Chordata; Lepidosauria; Squamata; Viperidae.